UUGGGAGUUAUGGCUCGAGUUGGCCAGGAACUAGGGUGGAAGAGGAUUGGAGAGGAGGAGGAAACUUUAUCCUGACUACUUCCUGUGGGCGUUGGUAACUUCCUUUCGGUAGAGGGCGUCGCUAUAUCCCAGCUAGGCCAUCUUGGAUUUUCUCUGGGCCGCAUGGGAGCUAGUUUUUCAGCUUUCUUCGCUCGUGGGGUCGAGGUUAGGGGCAAUGGGAAUCCAUUUUGUUAGGAAAUUGUCUGGUACACAGGACGACGUGGAAGAGGAUGACUGGAAAGAAUUUGAGCAGGAAGAAAUAAUUGACUACAGUGGCCUCAGAGUUCAGUCCAUGCAAAUUAGUGAAAAAGAUGAAGAAGAAAGUGAGAAAAAAGAAGAACCAAGGGAUAAUAAUGAGGAAACAGCUGGAAGUGUGGAGAAAUCAUCUGGUCCUUGGAAUAGAUCUGCUCCUACACAAAUACCUGUUGCUGAAAUUAUUGAAAAUCCAGAGCCAGUGCAAUCCAGUGGAGUAUAUAGGCCACCUGGUGCAAGAGAAGGCAGGACACGAAAAGUGCCACAAGGUCCCCCAGAGAUCUAUAGUGAUACACAGUUUCCAUCAUUGCAGUCCACUGCCAAGCAAGUAGAUACUAGAAAGGAUAAAGAAAUGGAGAAGAGCUUUGAAGUAGUAAAACACAAAAAUAGAGGUAGGGAUGAGGUUUCAAAAUCCCAGGCAACUAAACUUCAGCUAGACAACCAAUAUGCUGUGCUUGGGGAUCAGUAAAGCUGCACACAUAUUACAAUUAAGGAAUGGUUGUUUGAUACCCUUCCACUCUUAAGGUAACUAAACUACACCAAUUAUGAACAUGCCGUCUUGUUUCUGCUGGAUCUUCUACAACAAGUGCAGACUACUUUGACGUAAGUGAUUGCUUUUCUGCACUUUGAAAGUAUACUUAAUUUGGUACACCUUCUUUGUAUUAUGAGGGAAAUUAAUGUAAAUUCUUGAACAAGAGUUCCCGGUGUUUUGAUUCCUCUGCAGCCAGUGGUUAUUUCAAAUUUUUUUAUGUUCAGAUACUGAGCCUUCGUAAAGGUUGACUACCUCAGACUUGCUGCACUCAUUGUGGAUACCAUGUGGAUCACAACUUCUGGAAAAGGUUACAACUCUCUUUGGUGGCCAUCUGAAACUCGAAACCAGCUCUACUGGAUUCCUCUAAAGAAAUCCUGCAGAAGUCAGCCAUCUGAGUUGAUAAUAUAAAUGACAAAUUUAAGUGACCUUAAAUGUGCCCCAUUUAUUAUAUCCUUUCACAUGUAGCCAUAAUUUACUAGGAACCUCUAAUGCACAAAGAUUUUUUUUAAAAAAAUAUGCAGCAUAGUGUUGAGUUUUUCUUUUAAUUUAGUUAUCAGAAAAUAAAUACAUAUCCAGACAGAAAAUUUAUGGACACUAGUCUGUAUAUUCUGGUUUCAUUUGUGUAAACUCUUCAUUUGAAAAAUAGCUUUCCGGUCUUGAGAAAUUGCAAUAUAGUCAAGUAGUUGCAUGGAAUAUGCAACUAUAUAUACUUUACUGGAUCUCAAAGAGUUAGGUUUUCUUUGGAUAAAUGGUAAAUGUUUGCUCCUAUAAUAUCUGGGACUUAUUUUUGAGAAGUUCAUUCUGAAUAUAUAGCCUUAGCAACCUGUUAAGAAGCAUCAGCUAUUGCUCACACAUACCAUUAUAUUUGCAAAUGGAAAUACUUAUAUGUAUAGUGAAAAAUGUCCGUUGCUGUACUUUCUUACUGUUUAAGAUUUGGAUACAUUUUGUGAAUAAGAUGUUGCAUUUAUGGCAUUUUUUUCCUCCUGCUGCCCAAAGAAUAAUGGCAACCAGUUAAAACUCAGUUUUCUGGCCAGCUACGUACCCAUUUAUUUGGACAAAUAUUAACAGUAUUUGAAUACUAAUUUGUGCUAUAUUAUGCUGUAUAACGUUAACUGUGAAUAGAAUUCAAACCAGCUCUGAAAGAGGUUCUUGCUCCUGAGUUUUUUUUUUUUUUUUUUACUUAGUUCUUCUUCCAAUCUGAAUCAAAUAUGGCUACUCCUAAUAUGUCUUUCCAAAUGUCUGGCUGUUUUCUGGACUCUCAAGGAUUUAGACAAAUGUAUUACUUAUGAGAUAGCUAUGUACUUUAUAAAAAGAUGACAUUGCAAUUAAGGAGUGUUUAGGAUAUGAAAUCAUUGCUUUAAAUGAAGAAGAGACUGCUUAGAAUAAUUUAUUCCUAUUAAGAAUUGUGAGAUAUAUUCUUCUAAGUAGUUGUGUUUUAUACAGAUGCAGAACCAGUCCUCUACAUGCUUAGAUCACUGGAAGUAAAACAGCUGACACCGUUGAGUUGCUAUCUUUCCUGAAAGUUGUCUAUUUGCCAACAAAGCCUUUGCAGGGUAUUAAAGCUGCAGAACUAAGAUUAUGUGAAAUUUACAAUUUUAAAUCCCAGCUUUGACAUUUUAUUAACAUUGUUACACAUGAAUCAAGUUUUAAUAUACUGUAUGAUAGGGUACAUGAAGCUGUCCUUUGUAUAUUCACUUGAGUUCUUGGGCAUAGUUGGCAUAGAAAGUUAAUAUUGUAACAUUAAUAAAUAUAGAAAUGUUCAUGACCUCUGGAGUCUAAUGAAUAUAUAAACAUACAUGUUCUGAUGCCAUGCAUCACUUCAGUGUGGCAAAUACAUGAUCAUGGUGUUGAAAUAUAGGGCUGUAAUCUUAUGCAUGUUAUAAGAAAAAGUUCCACUGAGUUCAUUCAUAGAUAUGCAUUGAAUUGGCUGUUGCAAAGUAUUGGUGGCCCAUAAGUAACUUGAAAUGUGUGGUUAUCAUCUACCUCACUCUGUAUGUCACUGCUAGCAACACCACUAAUAUCAAGUGGCAAAAAAAAAUUGUACUGUUUGUUCUUUAAGAGGAAACAACACUGCUAAAGUUGAUAGCUUUUCAUCUUGAUCUCAGAUACUUGUUAUUAGUGAACAUGCUUUCAUUGAAAUAUUACACCAUUGAAUUAAAGUCAAAACUUUCAAAAGAAAAUGGAGCUCUAGUGUGAACAAAGUACAUAUUUUAUAUUGAAGAAUUAUUCCUUGAGAUUGUCUUAAUUUUGGGAGCUCAUACACGUGAAUGGUUUAUGACUUCAUGCACUCUGAAGUUCUGCAUCUUAUUGAUCCUAACAAAUAUAUAUGCUAAUAUAUACUUCUGUUACACAAUUGCUUUGUGAUCCAUGGGCAAAAUGACUAAUUAUAAAGAAACAAACUAAGGUGAUCUGAAUGCAAAUGAGUAUUCUUUUAGUUCAGAUAUCUAUUGUGAGCUGAUUAAAAUAAAUGAUAGGUUGAAGAAAACAAUCCCAGUUUUUAACAUUUUGACUUUGAAGUUCAGAGUAUUUGAUUCAUGGUACUUCUGAAAUCAUAGUUAGCAAACAAAACAAGUUCAUUCUGAAUUGGUAUUUAGGUUCAUUGCUAUUCUAUGAAUGCCCAGAAAAACUGAAUACCCCUGGAAGACCAUGUACAUAUUUUUAAUUUGACUGUAACUAGCUGCAUAACAGUGAUUUAUGCUUUUUAAAUGAAAGCAGUGUCUAUGUUCCUAGUCAAACAAAUAUGAACUAUAAUUUAGCAAGGUCUUAACAGUCAUCUUCAGACAAGGGAAUCUAAGGGACACAAAAACUAUUUACAUAAACUAUAGCACAGAAUAUAGGAUAAUAAAACUUUUAUUUGAGCAGCUUUUUUCUGCUCUUGCCAGCACAUUUUUUAUAUCUCGAUAUAUUUUACUGGUAAUAAAAACAGUAACUUUGGAGGUACUGUUCGUUCAGUAAAAGCAUUAGGACUUCCCAAGAACAUUUUUUCAGGCUUCUAUAUAGAUCCUAAAAUGUACACUUAUAAUUCAAGACAUAUGCAGAUGUGACUUUAAUAGCAAUGCCUACAUCCAUCUAGGGUAUACUCAAUUGUACCAUGCUAUUUAGCUUGUGUACCUGUUCAAGGUAUGUUGGCAGUCAUAGUUGAAUAGGGAUCAAGAGAUACAAACUUCAAGCUACAUAGAUCCAAUCAGAGAUAACUCAUGUUAUCUCAAGAACUUAGUCUUGGACUGAGACUAAGUCAUACUGAAUUCAAAUCCAACGUGUUGUCAAUGAAUAGGCUGUGACCUUAACACUAUUUUCAGUUAUCAGGUACAGUAAAAACACUGUACACAGCAUGUCUUCUAUAUGCUCAUUUCAGUACUUUGAAUUAUUCAAGGUGAAUAUUCAUAUUUUAACAGAUGGGAUGCUGAAAGCAGCUUAGUUUCAGACAAUCCAACUGUUUUUGGAUAAAUUGCUUACAGCAAAUCAACUAUAGAGACAACUGAUCAGACUACUUUCAAAAGCCGUUUUUAGACAAAAUAGAGCAAUAAUUGACCUGCAAAAUAAACUCUUUAAAAUAGACUUCCUAUGUCCACUUCUCCAAAAGAAACAUUUAUAGUAAAUGCUAUUAAUUUGAAUAUGCUGCUCUUUACAUCUGUAUUGGGUAUUACAAGUAGCUAAAAAAAUUUGUUUAAAAAAGAACAAUGUGAAUUAAAAUUGGUAAGAAAAAACCAUUAACAAUAAAGAAUGUGAUGAAGUGUGUAUGUACCAAAAUUUGGGAGCAAUGCAGGAAAAAGUCUUUCUCAUGAGCAAAGGCAAGCUACAUCUCUGAGUGAUGUGUUUAAAAAUGACUGGGGGAGUGUGUCCCAAUCUUAACCGAAUGAGUUUGUAAUGCGAACAGCAGAGAUCCUAAGCCCGUGAUGGCAAACCUAUGGCACGCAGCGCCCUCUCUGUGGGCACGUGAGCUGUUGCCCCAGCUCAGCUCUGCUGCGCAUGUGCACAUGCCUCCCCUGGCCAGCUGGUCUUUGAGUCUCUGCUGCGCAUGCAUGGGGGGCAGGGAGCAUGCGCGGGGCUUUGCAGGCCCCACAUGCAUGGGGGGCAGGGCACAUGCAUGGAGGCCGCAUGCGCAUUGCAUUUUGGGGGUUUGGGCGUGCGCGUGUGUGCAUUAGGCACUCAGUCCAAAAAAGGUUAGCCAUCACUGUUCUAAGCCAUUUGGGACUUUAAGAAUUAAUAGCAGCCCUUUAAAUUAUACUUGGCAAACAGUUGGUAACCAGUGCCAGUAGUUUAUGAACUUUGUACCUUGCAUAAUUUGGCAAUCUGCCUGUUUGAUUUUGCACCAACUGAAAUGUUUGGAUACUUCAAGGGUAGCCCACAGUAUGUUAUUGCAACAGUCACAAUAGAAUGUAACCAGUGCAUGGACAACUUGUAAAAAUCUAAUAUUGAAAGGUAUUAUAAUAAAUAUAAUUGUGCAAAGAUUCCUCCGCAUCUGCAAAUUCAGUGGGAUUUAGGAAUCAAAGCGGCAUUUAUUAACUACAUGUUUUCACUUGGACUGCAAUCUUAUCAAAUACAGCAUAUAUCUCAGUCUCAGAAGCCAGGUCAUCUUUUUAACCAACAGUAACAUUUACCUAUUAUCAAACUUAGGUAAUCUUCAAAGUUACCAGACGCUUGCUUAGAAUCGGAGUGUACAAGGAGUAACAUCAGCCUAGCAAUGACAUCUGACAUCAGAAUUCUAGAAAAUACUCCCCUAUGAAAUUCAAAUUCAUAUAGAAUGGGGUACAAAAUUAGAUUCAAGUCAAGAUAAUGGGAACACAAAUUAGUACUACCAUCUGGAUAUUAUUUGUCAAGAAAACUGGAAGCAUUGUAAAACAAUACCAAACCUCAAUCCUCAGGCAGUCCACAAAGUUCUUUCAUUAUCUUAUCUUGUCAAAAGCCCAAUUGAAAUGGAUCCACGAAACAAUUAUAAUUCAAAUGCCACUGACCUUAACUGCCUUCUUUGGAAUAGGGAAAUAUAAGGAGAUAAUGAUUAUUUCUGCUACUAUGGGUUUAUUAUGGCCAUUUAAAUCAGCCCAGAAAACCGAAAAUUUCAUAAUUAGGUGAUGGCCCUUAUAAUUUUGCACCUUCUGUCUACUUCCUUAAAAUCUACAAUCUGAAAGAAAUCCAAAAUAGUUGUCAAUAGAAUCUGCCCAAGUUCUACAGUCCUACAUAAUAUCAUGGUGGAGACUAACUGCUUAAUGUGGAAAAACAGUAUCAGACACUUUCUGGGGAGACAAAAACAACCUGGUUGCCUGUACCUAUUGCAGAGUUAAGAUUUCAGAUGGGUUUCACUCUAUAUGAUCUGACCCAUUCUAAGACCAUAGCCAAUUAAUUUCAUUACUUAAUAAAUCAAGACGAUCACUUGGCUCCAAGAAGGGGAUGCAAAUGCUUAAGACAAUGUCAACUGCCCAGGGAGUUUCCCCGUUCAUGUUAAAAAACUUACAUUCUGGAAAUUAACCAUAAACAUUCCCAUAAAUUAAUAUAACCAUAUAUUGAUUCAUUUGUACAUACAGGAUUAAAAUUCUAGAGAGGUUAAAAUACUAAAUAGUUUCUAACAUACAAUGAGAUAGGAAUAAAAGGAUAGUGAGAAGGUUCUGUGAAGCAAAGGACAAGAAUCUGCUUUGGAAUAGUUGCUUACUAUAAAAAAAUACAAUUUGUCUACAAAAUUGCUCUGCACAAAAAUGGUAGAAUUCUGGAUUGUACCACUUCAGAUACCAGGCAUUAUGCAGUGCGUUUUGAAUAUUGUUGUGCUAGCUCCCUACAAAUAGAAAGGUGAAGCAUAAAUGAGAGUAUUGCAGUGAAUCUAUCUUUGAUAUACUUUAGAAUAUAAAAAAUACAAUAAAGAUUGAAGAUCUAUUCAAUCUGCAGUGAGAUAUGAUAGACUAGAACUCCUGUUACAUUUAUUCUCAUGGAUGCAUAGAAUGCCUCUUCAUUUUAGGAGCAAAAUGAAAAAGGGUAAAACUUCAGAUUAUCUGGCCAUAAACAUGCUGAUGUACUUCAGAUAAAAGGCUGUUAUUAAAAUGCAAAAAUUAACAUUUGUAACAUUUGUUCCACCAAAAUGGAAAUUAUAAUGGAUUUCACUGAAAUUACUUAGUUUUACAAAAAUGUAGAAAACUUGUCAAGUGGCAAAUCCAAGAAUAUGAAGAAGUUUGAAACCAUUGUAUCAAAUACAGCAUCGGAAAUUAGAUUAUGUUUGUUUUCUAAGCUACAAGACAAUACUUCCCUACUUCACAGGGAUGUUGUGAGAUUGACUUCAGCUUUAUACAGUGUUUUUGAGUUUUCCAAUGCAGGUGCUAUAAAAGUACAGGGUGUAAUUAAACUUGCUGAAAUUUGUCACAAAAAGAAAAUAUUUAACUUGGUUUUAUUUAACAGUAUUUUACCACUACUAUAGUAAAGUUCUUUACACAUAUAUUAAUGAUAAUGUAAUAAUGAACUUUCCAAAAAGGCAUGGUUGAGUUUUCAAACUUUAUACAUCUCUUUUUGGUUCUGUGUGAUUAACUGUGCAGAUAUAAUUGUAUUAAUAAGGUUCUUGGGAUUUGCAUGGAUGAGACGAAUUAUCAUUUUUGUACUCUCUCUGAAUGAAUAAACUUACAUUCAGUUUGUUA
Molecule: messenger RNA, 7437 nt
Organism: Pantherophis guttatus
Lineage: Eukaryota; Metazoa; Chordata; Lepidosauria; Squamata; Colubridae
Source: RefSeq, a predicted model, not a curated record